AUGUCCAGGAGUGCCCCUGAGGGAUGGCCACAGUGCUGGGAACGGCGCCCUCCCUGGCCCCUCUGAAUCUGAAGAAGGAGGGGCUUCAGGUAGUGAAGCAGGAUCACUGCUCUGCUUGGGGACAAGCCCUUGAGCAAAGAAGCGGCACGGGCCUUGGACAGGAGCCGUGGCGUGAGCAGUUCCGGCAGCUGCGCUAUGAGGAGUCCCGGGGGCCCCGCGAGGCGCUGGGCCGGCUGCGCCAGCUCUGCCGGCUGUGGCUGCGGCCCGAGACGCACAGCAAGGAGCAGAUGCUGGAGCUGCUGGUGCUGGAGCAGUUCCUGAGCAUCCUGCCCGGGNUCUGUCGCCAUCCGGCCGUGCCCCCAACGCCUCCUCGGCGUCCCACCCUGAACCUCAGGCGUCGAGCUGGUGAUGACAAACGCCCAGAGACGCCGGUGGCGGCUCAGGAGACCUCGGUGGCAAUGCCGCCUCCCGGGCUCUCUAGGACCCUCGUCUCGGUGGUUGUCCCCGAGUUAACCCAUCAUCGGGACGAAAAGCCUCCAACAGCCUCCGCCGGCGCCUCACGGCCCACGCGGAUGGAGCGUCGCUUGGCAACCGGCCGGAAGCGGAAGUUGUGCCGGCCACCGGAUGCGGAAGUCGUGCCGGCCAGCGGCAAGCGCCUGCCGUCCCGGUCCCGGUCCCCCGAGGACACGCCGUGCUCUCGGAGGCGGCGACGCCCCUCGUCCAGGAGCGGCCGGUCCCGCUCUCACUCGCGCGGCCGCGAGGGCCCCGGGCGUCCGUGGGGCGGGGCGGGCGCCGGCGCUUCUUACCGACUCAGUCGCUCCGCGGAGCGGCCCGGGCCCCGCAGCUCCGCUCUCUUGUCUUCCACCCACCACGACCGUCACCAGCGGGGUGCGGGCGACCGGCGGCGGGCGGAGGAGGGCGAGAGGGCGCGGGAGGAGCGCCGUCGGCAGAGGCGGCUGAAGGAGCGAGCGAGGGUCGCGGAGACGGGCGCCCCCGAGGUGUGGGGGCUGUCGCCCACGUGUCCUGAGCCGGAUCCUGACACCACCGUGGACGAUGAAGAGGUGAAGGCGCAGCUAUGGCUGAUUCUUAACCAUCGCGCCACUCGNGCGGUGGCCGCGUUGGAGAACAUGGAGGCCGACACCGGGGACGCGGGACAGCAGGUGGGGCUGUGCUGUUUUGCAGAAAAGCAGGAAGACCCGGACCGGUCUAAGGAGCAGGACACCGACCCUCUGCGAGCCACGCCCGUGCAGCAGGUCCCACCCCCAUGUGAGGCUCCAGCGCCUGCAGAGGACAAGGGUGAGGCAGCAAGGAGUGAGAGAGGGAGGCUGGUUGUAGAGACAGGCUGUUGUGGAGUGGAAUCACCUGCAAAAAUACCAGAGCCCACAGAGACUCGCUAUGAAGACUCUGACUUGGAAAGGCAGCAGGCCAAGGCCACGGCCAAGGCGACAACUGACUGUAAGUGCUCAGCACAUGGGGAUGGAGUCAUCCAGCACUCGGACCCAACUAAACACGACGAUGCUCACAUGGGAGGAAAGCUCUAUGACUCUGAAGUGUGUCAGAGCACCAGUCGCACUGGACGUCAGAAAGUCCUCUCUAGAGAGAAAGGCCAUCAGUGUCAUGAGUGUGGGAAAGCCUUUCAGAGAAGUUCACACCUUGUCAGACACGAGAAGACCCAUCGUGGUGAGAAGCCCUAUCAGUGCAAGGAGUGCGCCAAAGUGUUCAGCCAGAACGCAGGCCUGUUGGAGCAUCUCAGAAUCCACACUGGGGAGAGGCCUUUUCUGUGCAUCCACUGUGGGAAGAGCUUCAGGCGCAGCUCCCACCUUAACCGACACCAGCGGAUUCACAGUCAGGAGGAGCCCCAGCAGUGCGAGGAGUGUGGAAAAACCUUCAGUCAGGCCCUGCUCCUCACCCACCAUCAGAGGACCCACAGCCGCUCCCGAAGCCACCAGUGUGCUGAGUGUGGGAAAGCCUUCAGUUUGACCUCAGACCUGAUUCGACACCACAGGAUCCACACUGGAGAGAAACCCUUCAGGUGUCACGUGUGCCAGAAAGCCUUCCGACUAAACUCUCACCUUGCCCAGCACGUGCGGAUCCACAAUGAAGAAAAGCCCUAUGAGUGCAGCGAGUGCGGAGAAGCCUUCAGGCAGAGGUCAGGCCUUUUUCAGCAUCAGCGAUACCGCCACAAAGACAAAGCGCUUGCUGAGACACCCUGUCCCUGUGGAACAUCGCAGUCCGUUAAACAGCACACGACACUGCAGGAGAAGCCACGCUAGCCAACUCUGGCCUUAGAGGCUUCUUGGCCGGUGUGGAGGCCAUCUGCCCGCCUCUCCACUUUGUUUUCCUUGAAGUCAGUUUGGGGUCACAAUAAUUUGACCCUAGGUAGUACUGUGGGCUCAGAGUGGAACAGCAGCCCUUACUGCAGGACUUCUCAGAGCCUUUAACACAGCGAAGGCAUGAUGCUGCACCUCCAAGUAGUAGACAGCCUCGUGACUGAGGGGGGGCUUUAAGGACAGCAUUGAAUUAAGGGUCCACAGAUUUACAGGCUUAAGCCAAACAAGAGCAGGUAGAUAUUUUUUCAGAUGCUGCAACAGACACCUAUACAGUGAAACUAAUAAUGUUUGGAAAUAUGCCAUACUCAAAGGUGUCUUACAGUGCAGGUUAAUGGCGACCACUUCCCCAAACCGACCAGCAGAAGCCUUUGGGAAGGCAAAGAUAAUCUAAUCUUACCAUUUCCCACCCUCAUCCCUGCCACAAUACCUCAUUGAUUUAAGUUAGCAAUACAGGUUUUAUUUACACUAGAGAAGCGAUUUCAUUUGAAUCAAUCCAGGAAGCUGCUGUCUUAUCUGACAACUCCAGAGCCAGUAUGGUGACUGCUGCAUAGGCACGAGUCAGUAAAUGUCUGGAGGGAGGAUUUGGACUUUUUUUCUUUAAUACUGGUGAUGCAGUUUUAAAUGUUGCUUGUUCUGCAGUUCUUUGAAAGUCAGACAAUAAAAUCGGCUUGGAGGAGACGAUCGUUGUAUUAUGAAUACCAAAUGUCAUCGUAGUGAUGAAGAAUACGAGGCCAGGAGACUCCGCUUCCAAACCCGUCACCUGGGUGGUGAACAUCCCUGAUUGGUGGUAGCUGCUUAGCAUUCUGCUGUCUGGAAAAGGCUUCUCAGUCAGCCAUAGGAGUGGGGAGAUAGUGAACCAUCGUGGCUUGCUAAGGGUUUGGUUUGGCUACAUGUGGUUUAAAAACAAAAAGAGCAGGAGUGACUUCAUAAAAGUUUGUUUUUCUCUGAAAUAGACAAUGCCGGAGACGAGCUGUCCAGGACUGGUAAGGUGGUUCAGUGACAUCAGUAGGGGCUCUGGCCUCUGCUCCUGCCAUCCUAGUGCCCGCCUUUAGUCCUUAAGGUCAUCACAUGAUCCUCGAUGGCUGCACAAGCUCCAGCCAUCACAUGCCAAACGUGGACAAAAGGAAGCUCCUCCCAAUUCUGCCAGCUCUCUGAGCAGCCUUCCCACAAACCGCUUCAGCACGAUGUCAGAGGCCAACAGUUAGGAAAGGGAGGCUGGAAAGUGUAUCUUACUCUGGGUUGCAGCGUGCCUGCUGAAAAUUAGGCUUCUGUCACUAAGAGUAAAGGAGAGAAUGAACGCCCGAGUAGACACCAGUUUUUUAUCCACUUCCUAUUCCUUCUCUCACACACACACACACACACACACACACACACACUCUGAUCUGACAGUGCACGCCAACCAGAAGCCACAGUUAAUACCAUUUUCUGUAGGAAAAGCAGCUGUAACUUUUUGAGAAAUAAAAGAAUUUCAUGGAAUGUCAGUCAUAGUCCACUGCUUAGGAAGCCAUAAAGCUAUGUAUCUUCUGCCUUUAUGAGUACAAUUAAGUUGAUAUCAGGGAUUUUCCUUAAAAUGUUUUGAGGGCUUUGCUGAGUUCAGUAUCUAAACAUUUAGCUCCAUGUCAUAGUUUAAACCUAUCUGUUUCUGUUCAGUUUAAGAAGGAAAGAACAUAGAAUAUCUUUAUUCUCAUUAAAAAGUAAUGACAAGAUUCCAAGUAUGAAGGUGUGUGUGUGUAUACAGAACAAAAUGCAAAUGUUAUCACAGAUCUCAAUAAAGGUUUUGCUUGCAAUGUAAGACAUCCUAGACACUCUGAAAGUUAAGUUAAAAGUCUAUUCAGAGGGCAGGAGCACAGUGAGGAUGAACUGUGUUGCAGCAAUAACUUCUGGUCAGGCAUUUCUGUUUGAGUAGUAUCCUGAAACAUCGAAGUACAGCGUGGAAGGGGAAGUCUGUCUCUAUUUCCCACUUACUCUCCUGUUUAAAAAAACUGAUAAACUUAUUACUACAUAACGCAAUUAUAAAAGUAGUGUGGAAAAACCACCCUAAUUUCCACAUGUCAGAAAUAACCACUGGUUGUGUGUGUGUGUGUCUCUGCAUGUAUAUAUAUAAACACUAAAUUGUGAUCAUU
This is a messenger RNA of Hipposideros armiger (great roundleaf bat), 4453 nucleotides long. It is a transcript of the gene ZSCAN26, whose product is annotated as zinc finger and SCAN domain containing 26. Gene Ontology annotation, molecular function: DNA-binding transcription factor activity, RNA polymerase II-specific; RNA polymerase II cis-regulatory region sequence-specific DNA binding. Lineage: Eukaryota; Metazoa; Chordata; Mammalia; Chiroptera; Hipposideridae. The record is from RefSeq and is a predicted model, not a curated record. The transcript has 8 exons. Gene Ontology annotation, biological process: regulation of transcription by RNA polymerase II. The coding region runs from base 24 to 2273 and encodes 749 amino acids.